Messenger RNA from Labrus mixtus (cuckoo wrasse), 5859 nucleotides. It is a transcript of the gene raph1a, whose product is annotated as Ras association (RalGDS/AF-6) and pleckstrin homology domains 1a. The coding region runs from base 148 to 4620 and encodes 1490 amino acids. Gene Ontology annotation, biological process: signal transduction. Gene Ontology annotation, cellular component: cytosol; plasma membrane. The record is from RefSeq and is a predicted model, not a curated record. The transcript is spliced from 20 exons. Lineage: Eukaryota; Metazoa; Chordata; Actinopteri; Labriformes; Labridae.
GAUCCUCCACAUCAGAAGGUGUUAUUGUGUCAGAGCGGGUCCUGUAAUUAACAUCCACCGGAAUAAACGCCAAUUAAUCCGGGUGAUUGAAUUUGUCCACGCUGUUUCUGUGUUGGAGCUGGACUGAGCAGCGUUCGCAGACCAAAGAUGGAUCAGCUGUCAGACGAGGAGGUGUCGGUGAGGGAGGACGAGGAGGAGGAGGAGGACAGCGAUAAGGAGGACCAGGACCUGGACAAGAUGUUUGGAGCCUGGCUGGGGGAGCUGGACAAACUCACACAAGUACACAGAAGUUAUUUGGCUGCAGGGAACAUUGAUAGUCUGGAUGAUAAACCGGAGCAGCCGCCGCCGCCGCAGAAGAAAGCGCCCCUCAGACAAGAAACCAACAUGGCCAACUUCUCCUACAGAUUCUCCAUCUACAACAUCAACGAGGCGUUGAAUCAGGGGGAGAACGUGGACCUGGACGCUCUCAUGGCUGACCUCUGCUCAAUCGAACAGGAGCUCAGCACCAUCAACUCUAAACCCAACAGUGCUAGCGGCAUGGCUCGCCUCGGGCUGACCGACACCAAGGUCCGUCAGAAGCCUCCAGCAGGGCGCGGCAGCAGGCAGCAGCCAGCAGGGGGCGGUGCUGGCGGUGGAGGCAGCAGCAGUAACAGUGUGAGCGGGGGAGGGGGCAGCAGCGGGGCGAGCAGCAGCAGCAGCAGCACCAGGGCGUCGCCUGCCGGCACCAUCAGAGCUCCAACGGGGCAUCACGGGAGACCGGCGCUGGCCUCCAACUUCAGCCUGGACGACAUCACCGCCCAGCUGGAGAAGGCGUCUCUCAGUAUGGAUGAAGCCGCUCGUCAGACGUCUUCACACUCUCUUAGCUCCGCCUCCACCUAUUCCGCGUCGGCCUCCAUGCGACGACCCGGAGCCUCUCAGCGCCAACACCGGCGUACAGGAUCAGUGGGCACGGUCAGCGACCACGAGGCGCGUUCGAUCGUUCACUCCUCCCGCUCCUCCAUCACAUCGGCCUCAGAGGUUUCCGUAAACUCCGCCUCCUCCAUGGACUCGUUGGACAGCGUUCUGCGCUCCAAUGAAUCGGACGGUCAGCAGGCUUCAGUUUUACCUUCGGCUCAGGGAGCGGCUCAAGGACACAUGGAGCACUCCUAUCUGGACAGGGAAACCUCUCUGAUUCUGAGAAACAUAGCAGGAAAGCCUUCACACCUGCUGACCAAGGAGGAGCAGGCUGCCAAGCUGAAGGCGGACAAUAUCCGGGUGGCCCUGGAGAAGAUCAAGGAGGCUCAGGUUAAAAAGCUGGUGAUUCGCGUUCAUUUGUCGGACGAAAGCUCAAAAACCAUGAUGGUGGACGAGAGGCAGACCGUCAGACAGGUGUUGGACAGUUUGCUGGAGAAAUCUCACUGUGGUUACAGUCCAGACUGGUCGCUGGUGGAAGAAAUCAACGAGCUGCAGAUGGAGCGGAUCUUUGAGGAUCACGAGAACCUGGUGGAGAAUCUGCUGAACUGGACCAGAGACAGCCAGAACCGCCUGAUGUUCACCGAACGCAUCGAGAAAUACACUCUGUUUAAAAACCCUCAGAACUAUUUGUUGGGGCGGAAGGAGACGUGUGAGAUGGCUGAAAGGAACAAAGAAGCUCUGUUAGAAGAGUGUUUCGGCGGCAGCUCCGUGUCCGUCCCUGAGAUGGAGGGUGUUUUGUGGCUCAAGGAGGACGGGAAGAAGUCGUGGAAGAAGCGCUACUUUCUGCUGAGGGCGUCGGGCAUCUACUACGUCCCCAAGGGAAAGGCUAAGGCUUCCAGAGACCUGGUGUGUUUCCUCCAGCUGGAUCACGUGAACGUCUAUCACGGUCAGGACUACAAGAGCAAAUACAAAGCUCCGACAGACUACUGCAUGGUGCUCAAGCACCCUCAGAUCCAGAAGAAGUCUCAGUACAUCAAGUACCUCUGCUGUGACGACAUCAGAACCCUCCAGCAGUGGAUCAACAGCAUCCGCAUUGCCAAGUACGGGAAGCAGCUGUACAUCAACUUCCAGGAAGCCAUGAGGAGGACAGAGGCCGCCUACGAUUGGUCCUCCCUCUCUUCUUCCUCCAUUAAGUCAGGAUCGAGCUCUUCCAGCCUUCCAGAGUCCCAGUCCAACCACUCCAGCCAAUCAGACAGCGGCGUAUCCGAGAUGACAUCAUCAGGCCACACCCGCUCCCAGAGUGUUGUCAGCUCCAUCUUCUCGGAUGCCUGGAGGAGAGGAACACAAGGAGAGAUGAUGAGGAUCGAUCCUAUCAGUAGGCCGAUCCCGCUCCAGAUACCUUCCAUCUCCCCUCAGACUCUUCCUCUCUCUCAGCCUCAGACUCCACCCUCCCGAUCCAGCUACACCGAUGGCCUCGUCCAGUCUGAGGAUUCCUCUCCAUCACCGCCCUCGCCUCCUCCACCUCCGCCUCCUCCUGUCGCAAGCGUGGUCCAUCAGGCAGCUCCUACCUCCUCGUCAUACAUCAAGUACAGCACGCUGGCUCGCCUUCAGAACCAGAACCAAGCCAGGACACAGACGGCAGGAGCUGUCCCACCUGCCCCUCCAAACCAGACCUCCAAACCCAACUACAAUACCCUCCCAGCUACUUACAGCACCCCCGCUUUGCUACCACCUUCUCCUCCACCGCCUCCUCCACCGACGGCACCAGCUCCUGGUUCAGCAAUGGCGGCACUGAAAUAUGGUGCAACAAGCCCUUCUGCUCUCCUACCACCACCACCACUGGAGGAGGACCUGCAGGAGCCCUCCUACCUUCCACCUCCUCCUCCAGAGAGCCUUGACGCCAAUGGAAUGCCUCCACCUCCCCCUCCAGAGCCAAUCCUCAACUCCUGCCCUCAGCUCUGCAACAGUGGCCUCCAGCAGUUCCUGGCACAGAAGUUUCCCAACAUGGUGUAUGACUUCAACCUAGAAAUGGAGGAGGAGAACUGUCCUCCUGUUCAUCCACCUGAACUCUCUCCGCCUACUUCCCUCCAAGCUCAACGGCCUCUGUCCCCAAACGCACCCCCUCCUGCACCUCCCAAAACCUUCACGGGUGGGUUUCCACCUCAAACUGCACGCAAGCCCUCGGGUCCUUCUUCUCUUCCGAUUGCCCUCUCACCUGUGUCACCAACACAACCCCAAAGCAACCACGGACCCUUUAAGAAGCAGCAAAGUUUCUCAACAGGACACUCCCCAAAUCAGCCACCUCCCACCCUGCCAAAGCAGCACAGCCUCUCCUCCAAAAACCUUGCCAUCUCUCCCUCUGCCUCCUCUUCUUCAGUCUCCAUCGCUGCUGCUACCUCCUCUUUGGUCAAACAGAUUGUCAACCAAUUCCCAGGAAACACUACCCCUUCCUCUUUAUCUGCCUCCAGCUCCAUGGAAGGAUCUAAGUUUAGUGCUCCUCAGUCUCCUCCAGCGGUCAAGGCCAAACCUAAAUGGCAGCCAGGAGGCGUUGCGGCCCCGCAGUCCCCAGAGUUCCCCCCGCCUCCUCCAGACAACUCCAUUGGAGAAUUCCCUCCUCCACCUUCUUCAACCUCCAGCAAGACAGGAUCCCCCAUAAAGAAGUCACCUUCCUCCUCAUCCACAGGAUCCACCAAGCGGGGCCCUCCACCAGCUCCACAGAGAGCCUCCUCCAUCAAAGCAGGCGAGAUCCAGGACGAGAGGCCAAAGAAGGUGGAGAGCCUUGUCAGUAAAUUUGCACAGGCUCCUCAAACAGGAACCUCGUCCAGCUCCUCGUCAGUGACGGGUUCUCCAUCCAAGGAAUCCUCCACGCUUCCCGCUCCGCUCCCAAAGCCAGGGAAGCUGAAUUUGGCAAACCUCCCAUUGGCGCUCCAGGGUCUGCAAACCGGCCAACACCACCAAGCCUCUGAGUUCCCAUCACCUCCUCCCCCACCUCCCCCUGCUAACACUCAUCACCUUGACUCCCCUGACUACUUCCCGCCUCCCCCAAGUGACUUUGAGCUUUUCCCACCUCCUCCCCACCCUUCGGAGUUCCAUCACCCGCCAAAGGUUGCCGUGGUGAACCCCCAGCCUCAGAUGCCUCCACCUCAACAGGUUGUUUCCUCCUCUUUGUCUUCAUCUUCAUGGAAACAAGGCUCGCUGAAAAAGGGCACAGUCCCUCCUCCGAUGCUGAACCGUCGGAGCAGCAACACAAACCAAUAUGACAAUACAAUAUCAAUGCCCCUGUCACCACCCCCUUUGUCUCAGACCCCACCUCCUUCUCUGUCCUCUUACUCCACAUCCUCCUCCCCAAUCCCCCCCACCUCCCCAAAAUCAGCGGGGCCAAGCUCUUUGGCACUAAAGCCUCUUUUCCUGGAAGACCUCAACCGUACCCUUAAGAGGAAGUCGGUUUCUCGCCAUGGCUCGCUCACCUCUUCCAGCCUCAUCCCCUCCUCUAAGAUGGAGCCUGUGGGCACCAUGGACGACAUGGCACUCCUCCCGCCUCCUCCCCCUGAGCUCCUGCAGCAGCAUCAGGGUGUCCGAGGACAAUCCAAGACUUUGUCCCGUCACCACACACACUCCCAAUCCGCAAAACAUGCCAACAUCUCAGGCUAUGCAACGCUGCGGCGAGGUCCACCGCCCCAACCUCCAAAACGGGACCAAAGCACCAAACUGACCAGUGACUGGUAGGAGGCCAGGACACGAGGUGGAACCUAAUGAACUAAACUGACUUUUUAGGUCCCGCCGUUCCUGCAGAGAAGAAAUAAUCAAUGUCUGUCUUGACUUGUCCGUCUCUCCUCAUCCUAAACCAUCUAAACUUGGACUCUGAACACGUAGCAAGUCGUCUUUCCUACUCUUAAUCUCAGAUUAUGAUUGUUCCUAUUAGCCUCAUUAUUACUACCAUCCUCAUUAUUAGUAUCAUAAUCCUGCGACAUGAGUAAAUAUAUAUAUGUAAAUAUAUAUAUCUGUAUACAAGCAAGCCAGAAGAUUCACCUAUCAAGCUUUUUUCACGAUGUCUGUGCAGCUUUGCAUUGAAAUAUUCUAAAAGACGAGACUUGAACGACAACAGCAAAGAGACAAUUUGCUGCAGAAGAACUGGUACUGCAUGGCGCCGCGGCAACCGAAGUAGCGUUACUCAUGAAGGGAAGUUGAAGGAAAAAAAAAAAAAAGAAAUGCAAAAAGUGGGACGAUGUGUAUAGACAUGUACGUUGUGGACUGGCGGGGGAGGGAGCAUUGCCAUUUAUUUCAAACCUUUCUUUGUGUGUGUGUUUUUAUAUAAGAUUAUUUAAUACUGGAAAGAUGUUAUUAUAAUUAUUUUAAGUUUUUAAGAAGUGUUAAAAUGCGAAUGAGUUUGACUGGAAGAGCGUCUGUACUCUCAAAAAUAUGUUGAAGUGUUGGAAGAAGAAGUAGCAAACAGCUGAGUUUAUAUUUGGAUCAUUUAAGCCAAUCAUAUUUCUUACAUUUAGAGCACCAUGGCUGAUUGGUUGGUGACUACAAAGGUCUGAGACUCUGGACUAAUGUAAAGCAUGUAGGGCUUUGCUCAGAUUAAAACCGGUUCUUUUAAGAUUUCACAUCAAAUUGGGAACUUUUGGAGCUAAUUGACCUUCUUUCCUAUCCAGACCUUCCCAACUUUUCAUCUGUCCAAUGACCCUUCUAGAUUUCAAAUCGUGACUACCAAUCAGUUUUGCAAUAUCUGGAUGUCGACCAGAACCUCCUGUAAUCUGAGCUCAGCCUUGCCAGUCACCAAUAACAACCAGCUACAUGUUGGUGACCUUACUACCGGUUUCUUUGAGCAGACUCCUCUGUAAAUUCAUCACAUAGCUUUGCAGUUAGCUCGUUUUUUUUCAUAGCUUGUAGACCUUUAAGCUCGACGGUUACCAUGAACUGAAAUGUCUCACAGAAGGUAAUAAAUCAAUCACUUGUUUGUCA